UUGUGGUGUUUUGUGUGUGCGAUUUGACUGAGUUUCACAGUUCGUACGGUCGGUCUUUCAGAGCCGUUUCUUUCUUCAUUCACAGUCAAAUGCAACGGUGAAAAAAAUUGGAAUCACUUUGUCGCGUACAAACGUGUUCUAACACAGUAGCGAACAGAACGUCGCGGCGAAAAGACACACGCGCUGUUCUCCUCUCUAUUAUUAUUAUUUUUCCAAAACAAAAGAAAAAAAAUUAAAUUUUGAAAAGAAAAACCACACACAUACACCAACCACAAAAGAAAGAAAGAAAAAACGUUUAUUACUAAAAAAUAAUAACAAGAAAUAAAUACAAGUUACAAAUUGUAUUCAAGUCAAAAACAAAUAAAUAUUGAAAUCAACAACCAACCUCAAAAAAGAAAAAUUAUUACAAUUUAAUAAGGUUGGAGAGUAUCUGUUUACAACAAAAAAAUAAGAAGUUUGAAGUGCAAUAACGAAAAGCAUAUUUUCAAAGUUAAACUUACAAGAAGCGCAAAAUUGAUUAAACAACAUUAAAAUUUGAAAAAAAGCAAAACAACAAGUGCAACCAAAAAAAAUCAAAUCUUAAAAAGAAAACACUUAUGAACAACCUCGAUUUAUCCGGAUAAUACCUAUGGCCAAUAUUGUAAUAUCACAUUGCCUAAAAUGUUGAUACCAGUGUCAUUUGAAAUUUAACUUUAAUCCAAAUCGGAAUUUAAAAUGAAUCUGUAGCACGAAACCUUUCAAUUGGAUAGCCAGUGAUAUUUUUAUGAAGACCCAGCUUUAAAGUUUGUAAGAGCUCGGAAAAAGCAAAAAAAAAUAGAAAACCUUACAACUACUAGGAGGAACACAUUUCCCCCCUCAGGAACCUUAGUGUUCUGUAGCCACAACGUUUUCUUUUUAGAGAAAAACGCUUAACAAACACUCCAUUCCAAUGUUGUCGUGUUUGGUGCCGUCGUCAACAUCACGUUUUGGUCAAGAGGAUAAUAUUAUAAAUCAAAGUAUGCCCUCAUCGCCAGCAUUCACCAUGCAAUUUCCUUCAUUGACCUCCACAUUACAUCAUCAUCAUCAGUCAAAAAGCAGUAGUGCCGGCAGCACCACUGUCGAUGAUGAAAACUCCAAUGGUGCCCCAGCUUCAUCGUUGGGCGCCACUUCGCCAACACCACAACAGACGGACUUUAUGGUUACAUGUCCACAGUGCCAUGUGAGAUUAAAUGGCUUUGAGUCCCUGCGCGAUCACAUUGCCAGCCAACAUCCACAUGACAAACUUAAUAUUGAACCCUCCUAUCCCAGUCCGCCAGCUGAUCGUGAGCACUUGAAUCAAACGACUGGCGAAAAUGUCGCAGCAAACACAAAUACCGUCGACAGUGAUGACAGUAAUCAAAGUUCAAGUGAAUCGAAAAUGUUCAAUAACAACAAUAACAAUAGUCAAGAAAAGAAUAACAAUAGUAUUAAUGACACACCCAGCCAUCAUAACAAUCCUUCCGCCCCCAAUACACCACCACCCUCAGUAGUUGGUGGACACCAGCAACAGCAUAACACCACCAAUGGACUAGGAGAUUUAUCUACAUCUCCCUUUGCCAGUCAUUUGCCUCACAAUUUGCAUCCAGCAGCUGCCGCCCAAUUCAUGGCUGCCCUGGCCAUGCAGCAGCAGCAACACCAACAACAAAAUUCUGGCAAUACUUCACCCACAUCCCAUUUAUUAGGUGGCUUCAAUGGUCAUCACAAUCUGCCUACACAUCAUCAUCAUCAUCAUCCACAUCAUGCAUUGGUCGCCGCCGGUCAGCAACAUUCUUCGUCGUUCGUCGAUAACGCAACCAUGGAUACAAUGCGUUCCACCUCCAGUCCCGGUUCCUGUGGUGGCAGUGAUAACAAUUCGGCAGCCAGCAGUAUAAGUCCACCGUAUCAGUGUAUGCACUGUACGGCAUUGUUUCAGACACGUCAUGAACUGGAGAAACAUGAACUAAUGCAUUCACCCAAUGCGCAAUCGCCACAGUCGCUGAAUGGUGUUAAUCAAAGUUGCAAAAUAUGCCACAAAGCUUUUGCCAAUGUCUAUCGCCUGCAACGUCACAUGAUUAGCCACGAUGAGUCGGCUUUAUUGCGCAAAUUCAAGUGUAAUCAAUGUGAUAAGGCCUUCAAGUUUAAGCAUCACCUCAAGGAACAUGUGCGCAUACAUUCCGGCGAAAAGCCAUUUGGUUGUGAUAACUGUGGCAAACGUUUCUCGCAUUCCGGCUCCUUCUCAUCGCACAUGACCUCCAAGAAAUGUAUUAGCAUGGGUCUGAAGCUCAAUAACAGUCGUAAUCAUUUGAAAUCCGCCAACGCAUCACCGAACAGUCUUAAAAUAUCCUCGCCAAAUGGUAAAAGUGAUGCAGCCAAUAACAUUGUCAACAACUUAACCAAUCCCAUGAACUAUUUUGCUGGGGAUUCAAGUGCUGCUGCCGCCGGCACCCCUCCAACCAAUCCAUUCUAUUCAAAUUUGCUACCCAAAUAUGGUGAUUAUAAUAGUGCCAUGAAUGCUGCCCUACUAGCAUCAUUCCCCAAUCCAUUCUAUAGCAUGGCAUUGGAUCCGCGUAUACACCCAUAUAGUAUACAACGUUUAUUGGAAUUGACUGCUGCUGGACAGCAGCAACAGCAUAACAAUCAGGAGUCCGAACAACAGUCUCAAACACUAACACCACCACCACAAUUCGGCCAUCAAAAUGAUGAGGCUGAGGAAGAAGAGGAAAAUAGCAAAGAUUUGAAAAUUUCCAACAGCAGUAAUGCCGAUGAAGAAGAAGACAUACACUCAGAAACUUUGGACCUAAAUGAAGAAGAUAAUCUGGACGAACCAAAAUUGGUAAUGGAUUUGGAGGCCAGCGAAGGGGAUAACAAGGAAACCGAACAGAACACCUCAAUCAACAGUCAAGAAAAUGAAAAUGAAGUUAAAGAAUCUCACCAAGAAACACAAGAAAACGAAGAAUUUGAGGCAUCACAAAAAUCAGAACUCAAUACCAAAUCCAUUAAACAGGAACAAACUGAAAGUCGUGAUGCCCCGGAAUCUCCGGUAAAUAUUACCACACAAAUUAAACAGGAAAACCUGGAAGAAUCUGAAGAGCAAUUAGAAAUCGCUGAAAAGGAAGAGGAAUCGGUAGAAGUGGAAAAGCCCUCCGAAGAUCAGAAUAAUAGCUCAAUUGCCGAACUACGUUGCAGCCGUUGUGAUAAGAAAUUUAAUCAUCCCACAGAAUUGGUACAACACGAAAAGGUAUUAUGUGGCUUUAUUAAACAGGAAUUGGAGCAACAAUAUCAGCAGCAGCAGCAACAAGUUUUGGACCAAUCCCAAAACUCCAGCUCCUUUAUGGCUGCUAGUGAUGUUGAAGAUGAGCAGGAUGAACGUGAUUCAAUUUCACGUAAUGAUUGUUCCAGUGGCGGGGAAAGUAAUGCCGAACGUAAGGUCCGUGUUCGCACUGCCAUUACCGAGGAACAGCAGCAACAUCUCAAGCAACAUUAUGCCAUCAAUUCCCGACCGAGUCGUGAAGAAUUCCGUUUGAUUGCCUCUCGUUUGCAACUUGAUGCUCGCGUUGUACAGGUGUGGUUCCAAAAUAAUCGCUCGCGUGAACGUAAAAUGCAAUAUAACAACAUUAACAAUAAUAACAAUAACCUGAAAGCUGCAUUCCCCUUGCCCCCGUUGCCACCAAUGGCUGGCACAGGACAAACGCAAAAUUUCGAAGAAGCUCCUUUAAGCAAACCUGUUACAAAUUCCGAAGAGUUGCCAUUGGAUUUAUCGGUGAAGCCUCAACGAAAUUCCGGUAAUGGUCAACAGCAACAUUCUCCGUUAUAUGGUAUUGCUCCACUGCAGACAGCAAAUGCCAAUGUGGCUGGAGAUUUGGCCGAAGCCAUUAAUCUAAGCCGCAAAAUGUCACCGCCCACCUCAUUAUCGCCCAACUCUGCUGCCUCCGUGCCAGCAGUUUUCAAGCAACAAGCUCAAGCUGCAGCUGCUGCCGCUGCUCUCUAUUUUGCAGCACCCUCGCAGGCAAAUGGUGCACCCAACUUACCUCACAAUAUGCGCCAGACGCCCUCACCCAUUGAGGCUCCGCUCUUGGGUCCCCAACAGACUUCAACGCCACGUGGUGCUGCUGCAUUCCCUUCAUUCUCUCAAUUACCUCCAUACAUGAUGCCCGCUGCCAUGGCAGCUGCCCAGCGCAGUCUUAUGCCCAUGGAAGCUUUAUUUCAAAUGACACCCGGCUCAGCAGACUAUGCCCGUCAACAUCCGCUAAUGAACAGUAUUAAAAUGGGUCCCACUCUCGACUUCAGAGGCAACAGUCUAAGUCCUAACUCCGAGAAACGUUCAUGGCGUGAUGAUGAUUCACGGAUAUCACAUGAAGAUGAAUACGCCCACGCUCAGGCCCAAGCGGCGGCCGCACUUAUGCCACCCAAACCCAAGCGGGCCAAGGCCGAGACCCAUGGCCAUGCCGGUGAUCCUGAUUUGCCUUUCAUUUGUGAUCAAUGUGAUAAAGCAUUUGCUAAACAAAGCUCGCUGGCGAGACAUAAGUAUGAGCAUUCCGGCCAACGUCCCUAUCAGUGCAUGGACUGUCCCAAGGCUUUCAAGCACAAGCAUCAUUUGACGGAACACAAACGUUUGCAUAGCGGCGAAAAGCCCUUCCAAUGUUCCAAGUGCCUAAAACGUUUCUCACAUUCCGGCUCCUAUUCACAGCACAUGAACCACCGUUACUCCUACUGCAAACCAUACAGGGAAUAGGUAAGCG
Musca domestica (house fly) is the source of this 4736-nucleotide messenger RNA. Its product is annotated as zinc finger protein 1. Gene Ontology annotation, molecular function: DNA-binding transcription factor activity, RNA polymerase II-specific; DNA binding. Gene Ontology annotation, biological process: regulation of DNA-templated transcription. The transcript is spliced from 4 exons. The coding region runs from base 929 to 4729 and encodes 1266 amino acids. NCBI's taxonomy places the organism in Eukaryota, Metazoa, Arthropoda, Insecta, Diptera, Muscidae. The record is from RefSeq and is a predicted model, not a curated record. Gene Ontology annotation, cellular component: nucleus.